Rotaria sordida is the source of this 1029-nucleotide messenger RNA. The record is from the annotation of a GenBank genome assembly. NCBI's taxonomy places the organism in Eukaryota, Metazoa, Rotifera, Eurotatoria, Philodinida, Philodinidae.
AUGGAAUUAAAUACUAGCAAUUCAUCGUGGAAUAUUAGUGAUGAUAUGAAUAGUUCAAUAAUAUCACCACUCGAACGAAAAAUCAAAUUUUAUAUACUUGUUAUUUUACAAGGUCCAUCACUUUUUUGUACACUUUUCAUUUUACGCUAUUUUCGAUGGCGUCAUUUACAAACUCAAAUUUAUGGUUUUCUUCUUAUAGUCAAUGCUGUAAUUCUUGGUUGUGAAUUACCUAUUACACUUUCUUAUUUAUAUGAAGGAAGUAUUUAUUUCGAAAGUAGAUGUUCAGCUUGGAUCACAUUAAAUUAUUCACUUUUUCAAUUGAGCAUUUUUUUAAUGACAUGGAUAUCUAUUCAACGUUAUUUAUUUAUCUAUCAUGAGCAAUUUAUUUUACGACAUAUGAUUCUUUUUCAUUAUGGACCAGUUAUAUUUUUCUAUUUAUAUUGUCCAUUACUUUAUAUCGGUAUUGUAGUAUUAUAUAAAUGUCAACCAAUCUAUGAUGUAAAUCUAUAUAUAUGUGGUGGUCCAUGUUAUUCAUUAGAAUUAAGUCUCGGUUUAUUUGAUUGGGUUGGAAAUGGUAUAAGUAUGGAAAUGACAACAUUAAUUGUUAAUGUGAUAGUUACUAUACGACAUUUUAUACAACGUUAUCGAAUGAAAAGAGCAAUUAUUACAGCAGAUGGACGUCGACAAUGGAAUCGUUCAGUAAAAUUAGCUGCACAACUUAUUGCAAUAGGUAUGAUUUAUGUUGUUGGUUGGGUUCCGUAUUCAAUUAUUGUAUUGAUACAAAUGUUUCAAAGUUCUCAAAAUCUUGCUAAUAUACUUUCAAGAUUUUUUGCUUAUUUACCUUAUUUUCAAGCAUUAAUGCUUCCUUUUGUUGCUAUUUUAUUUAUGCCAGAAAUCAAAGAACGACUUUUUACUUUAUUUAUGUUUCCAUGCAUUAAUGUCAAAAGACGGCAUCAAAAUCAAAUUCACACUAUUCAUAAUCAAAUAAAUACAACAAAUGUUCAAUCACGAACUAUCACUCAUCAUUAA